This is a messenger RNA of Closterium sp. Yama58-4, 1368 nucleotides long. NCBI's taxonomy places the organism in Eukaryota, Viridiplantae, Streptophyta, Zygnematophyceae, Desmidiales, Closteriaceae. The record is from the annotation of a GenBank genome assembly.
AUGAAGCACUCACGCGGCAGUAGCGACAGAAUCCCGUAUCCCCGCGGGAGCAGGUACCGCAUGCCCCUUCUGCUGCUGCCCUGCGUUUUCCUCGUUAUUAGCCUCUCCGGCAGCAGCCCCGCGCGCGCGCAGACCAUCAAGCCGCCGCAGGAGGCGGCGCUUUUGAGCCUCAAGACGUCCUUCGGGUACUUCACGGGGAGCAGCACGUGGGGCGCGGGGAAGAACUGCACGGGAUGGCUGCGCGUGACGUGCAACUCCGCGGGGGACGUGCUCCGCCUCAACUUCACUUCCGCCAGCAUGCGCUGGAAGACCGCGGGGAUCCCCGCCGCGCUCACCAACCUCACCAAUCUCGACACGCUUAUCCUCGCUAAUAACGAGAUCGUCGCCCCGAUUCCGUGGUACUUAUCGAAGCUGCCGAAGCUGAAGCGCCUCGAUUUAAGCAACAACACGUUCUACGGCGGAACGAAUCAAAUCUGGGCGCUCACCAAGCUCACCUUCCUCGACGUUUCCAAGACGCUCCUCCGCGGCGCGCUUCCGUCUGCCAUCAGCGGCUUGGCCAAUCUGGUGGUUCUCAACGUCAGCGACUCGUACUUCUCUGGACCAAUCCCGGACGAGUUUUCGAGUCUGACGAAGCUGCAGUUCGGCCAGUUGGACCGGUGCUUCUUCACCGCCCUCCCCGCCGCGCUUCCGGAGCUCGCGUCUGGCGCGCUCACCUUCACGGCCUCGGGAAACCUCUUCUCGGACAUUCCCGUUACCUUCCCCGCAUCCUCCGCCACCGUUGACACGCUCGACCUCUCGUCCAAUCGCAUCACUUCCCUCCCGACGGAAAUCUCCCUCAUGAGCGACCUGCGCCAGCUCAACCUGGCCAACAACCAGCUCAGCAUCGCGCUGGGUGACGUCACCUGGAGCGGCCUUCCGAGCCUGGAGGGGCUGUACCUGGGGUUUAACGAGAUCACGGGUUCGAUUCCUGCCGAGGUCAGUGACAUCUCCAACCUCAAGACGCUGCAGCUGCAGAACAACAGCCUCAGUGAUGUGGUUCCCGAUGAAAUCGGAUCGCUGGUGAAUCUGACAGCGCUGGAUCUGAGCAACAAUGGCUUCACGGGCAACAUCCCUACGACCCUCAACAGCCUCUCAUUCCUCCUCCGCCUCGUGGUUGCUAACAACCAGUUCGACGGCCCGCUGCCCCAGCCCUAUAACGGAGCCAAUAGCAAGUUCUUUUUGGAUGCCCGAAACAACUUGUUCACGGGGUCGCCGCGCGUUUCAAACGUCUGCCCGAACGCGCGCCCGACGAAGCUGCUGGUGUCGGGGAACUGCCUGAGUGACGACACGGGGUGCGCCGCGGUGCAGCAGAACACAUGCGAUGCGUGA